UUCCUCUUUUCUCUGUUACUUUUAAUUAGUUCCAUCUCCUCGUACUCAUAAUAAUACUUCUAUAUAAUAAGGCUACGCUUUUCCAGUUCUUCAGAUCCGAACAUUAUUAUCCGAAUUUUCCGAUUCAAUUUUUAUAUAUAGAUGAAAAUUAAAUUUUGUCCUGGAAACAUAUUUUGCAUUCCGCCCCUUUGUUUUUCGACAAUUUUUUGAAUCUUGUCGUUGCAAAUUCUAAUUCUUUCUGCUUUUAUUUUGUUUCUGAUUCUGAUUCUAAUUCUAAUCCUAAAUCUAAUUCUAAUUCUGGGAGGACUAUAUACUAGUUGUAGUUGGUGAUUUGAGUAAAGGAAAGAAAAAAACCCUAGGUCACAUGAUGGAAGAAUGUAAUCCAGUCCAAGAGGUAGAGGAGGGUGAGAUCUCAGAUUCGGCUUCAGUUGAAGAAAUCAGUGAGGAUGCCUUCAAUAGGCAAGACCCACCUGCUAAGAUUGUCAGUUCCAACUUACCCAAUAAUCAAAAUCAAAAUCAAAGUCAAAAUUCGACUAGGGUUUGGACCAUGAGAGAUCUAUAUAAGUAUCCAAUUUCGAGGGAUUAUGCUAGGGGUUUGUAUAACCUGGCUUGGGCUCAAGCUGUGCAGAAUAAGCCUUUAGACGAACUUUUCGUCAUGACUACUGACAAUUCGAAGCAGUCUGCUGAUGUCGAAUCUUCUGAGAUUGACAAGGUCAUCAUUGAUGUGGAUGACGAUGCUAAUGCUAAGGAGGAAGGAGAGUUGGAGGAAGGCGAGAUCGACUUGGAUGCCGACCUAGUUCUAAAUGUUGGUGAUUCUGUUAAAACUUCAAAGGAGACCAAUUUCAUUAGGGAACAACUUCAGAGUGUUACUCUAGGCGAAACCCACAAAUCCUUUCCUGUGGUUUGUUCCAAAUUGCAAAGUUCAUUAGACAGCUUGGGGGAACUAGCUGUUUCGACAGAUUUCGUGCCAGGGAAAGACAUUCUUAUUCAACUCUUUAUGACUGCAGUGCGAACCAUAAAUUCUGUUUUCUGCUCCAUGAACAAGAAUCAGAUGCAAGAAAACAGAGAUAUUCUAUCUAGGUUGCUUUUUCAUGCAAAGAGCCAAUUACCUGCUCUUAUGUCUUCUGAGCAGUUAAAAGAGGUGGAUGCCGUGAUUAUCUCUAUUAACCAGUCAGUUGUUUCCUCAAAUACUGAAGACAAUGACAAGGACAAUGGGAUCAAAGUUGUUGAACUGUUAGAUAUGAAGGUUUCUCAUAAAUCUUCUGAAAAUGCAAAUCAGGAUCUUACUUCUGUAAACAAGUAUGAUUUAGGUGCUGUAUCUACCAAAUCUUCUGGCCUGGUGGAGCAGAGUGUGUCAUUUGAAUCUUUUAAACCAGGAUUAGCCACUUCUAAAGCUAAAGGGUUAUCCAUUCCUUUGCUAGACCUCCAUAAGGACCAUGAUGAAGAUACUCUUCCGUCACCUACACGAGAAAUUGGACCACAUUUCCCUGUUGCAAAAGCAUCUACACAGGCUCAUGGAAUGGUGAAACUGGAGUUGCCCCUUUUUGCGCGUUCUCUUGAGAAAGGGAAUUCUUUAGUGCAUCCUUAUGAAACUGAUGCCCUUAAAGCUGUUUCGUCUUAUCAACAGAAAUUUGGUCGAAGUUCCCUUUUUGUUAGUGAAAAGCUUCCAAGUCCAACCCCAUCUGAAGAGGGUGAUAGUGGCGAAGGGGACAUUAAUGGGGAGGUCUCAAGUUCUAAUGUUGUACAUAAUGCCAGCCUUCUGAAUGAAUCUAGCAUGGGGCAGCCAAUAGUGUCUUCUGUUCCCCAGACCAAUAUUCUUGCUGGACAAGGACUGGGAACUGCUCGGACUGCAGAUCCCCUGAGUUUUCUGCCAAAUCCUUCUUUGCGAUCUUCUACAGCAAAAAGUAGAGAUCCCAGACUCAGAUUGGCAACCAGCGAUGCAGCUGCUCAGAACACGAAUAAAAAUAUCUUGCCUAUCCCAGACAUUGAUUUGAAAUUAGAGGCUCCUUUAGAGAUGAUUGGUUCAAAAAAGCAGAAGACGGCAGAGCUACCAGUCUUUGAUGCUCCAUUGUCAAAAAGACAAAAAAGUGAACAGACUGAUUCAAUCAUUGUGAGUGAUGUGCGUCCUUCAACUGGAAAUGGUGGUUGGUUAGAGGAUAGAGGGACUGCUGGGUUGCCAAUUAUGAGUAGUAACUAUGCUACAGAUAGCAGUGACAAUGACAUUCAGAAAUUGGAGCAAGUAAGAGCUAGUAUCACUACUAUACCUAGUGUCAUAGUUAAAGCUGAUGAGAACUUUCCAGUGACUGGCAUUAGCACGUCAGCAACUUUGCAUUCUUUAUUAAAAGAUAUAGCGAUAAAUCCAUCAAUAUGGAUGAAUAUAAUCAAGAUGGAACAGCAGAAAUCUGCUGAUGCUUCUAGAACUACAGCACAAGCUUCAAGUUCUAACUCUAUUCUUGGAGCAGUUCCAUCAAUGGAUGUAGUAGCUCCCAGAACUUCUGCUAUUGGGCAGAGAUCAGUAGGAAUACUUCAGACUCCUACACACACAGCAGCAGCAGCAGCGGAUGAAGUGGCUAUAGUCCGCAUGAAACCUCGCGACCCUCGGCGUGCUCUUCAUAAUACUGCAGUUCUAAAGGGUGGUAAUGUUGGAUCAGAUCAAUGUAAAACCGGUGUAGCAGGCACACACACUAUGAUAAGAAGUCUUUGUUUCCAAAGUCAAGUGGAUCAGUUGGAUAGGAAGUCAGCUGUGGCACUUUCGACUACACCACCAGACAUUGCUCGCCAAUUCACAAAAAAUUUGAAAAAUAUCGCUGACAUGAUCUCUGUUUCACCAUCCACAUCACCGUCUGCUGCUUCUCCCGACAUGAUCUCUGUUUCACCAUCCACAUCACCGUCUGCUGCUUCUCGAACUCAGACACAAUGCAUACAUGUUUAUCAGAGUAGAUUGGAAGGGAAGGGAGCAGUUUCUGAGCCAAGUGAACGGCUGAAUGAUGCUGGCUUAGAUUCUGAAAAAGGUUCUCCUGGUUCGUUGCAACCACAGAUCUCUUGGGGAGAUGUUGAGCAUCUAUUUGAGGGGUAUAGCGACCAACAGAGAGCUGAUAUUCAGAGAGAAAGGGCUAGGAGGCUUGAGGAACAGAAAAAAAUGUUUUCUGUUCGGAAGCUAUGUCUCGUCUUGGACUUGGACCAUACUCUUUUAAAUUCAGCAAAGUUUGUUGAAAUCGACCCAGUUCAUGAAGAGAUAUUGAGGAAGAAAGAGGAACAAGACCGUGAAAAGCCGUAUAGGCACCUAUUCCGGUUUCCACACAUGGGAAUGUGGACCAAGUUACGGCCUGGGAUCUGGAAUUUCUUGGAGAUGGCUAGCAAUCUUUUUGAGCUGCAUCUCUAUACCAUGGGGAACAAACUAUAUGCCACAGAGAUGGCCAAAUUGCUAGAUCCAAAAGGGGAUCUGUUUGCUGGACGAGUGAUCUCCAGGGGUGACGAUGGAGAUCCUUUUGAUGGGGAUGAAAGGGUUCCUAAGAGUAAGGACUUGGAGGGGGUUUUGGGCAUGGAGUCGGCUGUUGUGAUUAUAGAUGAUUCUGUCAGAGUCUGGCCACAUAACAAGCUAAAUUUGAUUGUUGUAGAGAGGUAUAUUUACUUUCCUUGCAGCAGACGACAAUUUGGUCUCCCUGGUCCUUCUCUUCUUGAGAUUGAUCAUGAUGAAAGACCAGAAGAUGGGACAUUGGCCUCUUGUUUGGGGGUUAUUCAAAGAAUACAUCAGAAUUUUUUCGCACAUCGGUCCAUAGAUGAAGCUGAUGUUAGGAACAUCUUAGCCACAGAACAACAAAAGAUUCUGUCAGGUUGCCGUAUUGUCUUCAGCAGAGUAUUUCCUGUUGGUGAAGCCAAUCCUCAUUUGCAUCCUUUGUGGCAGACCGCUGAACAGUUUGGUGCUGUCUGCACUAGUCAAAUUGAUGAUCAGGUUACCCACGUGGUUGCCAAUUCUCUUGGGACGGAUAAGGUUAAUUGGGCACUUUCCACUGGACGAUUUGUUGUUCAUCCUGGCUGGGUGGAGGCAUCAGCUUUACUUUAUCGGAGGGCAAAUGAACAUGAUUUUUCUAUUAAAUCUUAAAUUAACACAAUUUGCGUCUCUUGGUUAAAAGAAAACCGAAAAAAGGGCUUGAAGAUGAAAUCAAGAAUUGGAUGGAUGUAGAAACGGAAACACUAGCUAAUCAGGAAAGGGAGAAUCGUUUUAAGAUAUGCUUAAGCUUGAUUCUCAAGGAAUGCACCCAAGUCCCUUGCUGGCUUGACCAAUUUUUGCUUCCAAAGUAAUACGGGCUGAAGCUUUAUUUAUGAGAAUUCAGUAGCGGGUAUUCUGUUUAAAUGCAUAGAUAACAAAGCUGAUGAAGAAAAAGGAAAGCCACUUAUAUAGUUAUCCCUUUGGAGACAUCCGAUAAACGUUGAACAAUACAGUACUUGUCAGAAUCUGGGUUUUUCGGGUGGAAUGGGCAACUGGAAUCCCGUUAAUGGUGGCAAACAAGCAAUUAUUAAAUGGCCUAAUGAAAACUCAUGGACGACUAAUACACUAUCUAGAGCCCUCAAUUAAGGAAUAACUACUUGUAAUGUCCUUAAAACCUGCGUUGAUGAGUGACAUCUUCAAAGCCAUAUGAUUUUAUUGGCUCAUCUUCUUGGCACGUUUUAAUAUAGUUAAAAAAGAAUUCUAAGGACAUUGACAUAAGACUUUUUUCCAGGUGCUGUUGGAGGAGUUAUUUAGGAGCUCUUUGAUUUACCAACUUGAUAUUUUUAGACAUCUAAGAAUAAAUAAUGUGCAAGGCUAUAUAAUUAGCUAUUAGGUUGAGGAAACUAACAUAAUGCUUGUAGUGAAUCAUAGUAUGGGUGCAAAAUUAUAUGUACACAUAUCAAGGUUGAUGCAAACAUUAGAUGUGCGAGUAUUAUGACCAAGGGGCAUACGGGUGCAGGGUGAACAAAUUAAUUGUACCAACAUUCAUGGAAGGCUCUAAUCGGCAGGGAGUUUUGAAUGUUGCGCUUUUCCGCAUUUAGCAUCUAAUUUCUUUAUCUUUUUGUAAUCUAUCAAAAUAUUCCAUA
Solanum dulcamara is the source of this 5076-nucleotide messenger RNA. Its product is annotated as RNA polymerase II C-terminal domain phosphatase-like 3. The transcript is spliced from 12 exons. Bases 365 to 4102 code for a protein of 1245 amino acids. The record is from RefSeq and is a predicted model, not a curated record. Gene Ontology annotation, cellular component: nucleus. Gene Ontology annotation, molecular function: RNA polymerase II CTD heptapeptide repeat phosphatase activity. NCBI's taxonomy places the organism in Eukaryota, Viridiplantae, Streptophyta, Magnoliopsida, Solanales, Solanaceae.